AUGACAUCCAAUCAACUAUCCCACUGUUGUAUCACCGGAACUCUUCAUAAUGGGGAGGCAACAGGCGAGAUAAAGCCCAUUGGCAAAAUAUCAACCUACAUCGCCUACCCAGAAACCAGAUCCACAAAGAAAGCAAUUAUAAUCCUGACAGACGUGAUGGGUCACAACCUCAUCAAUGCCCAAUUAAUCGCCGAUCAAUUCGCUUCAAAGGGAUACUUCGUCGUAAUGCCAGACCUCUUCAACGGCGAUAUAGUCCCGCUCAACAGACCCGAAGGCUUCAAUAUCAUGGAAUGGCUAAAGAACCACCUACCACAACAAACAGAGCCCAUAAUCGAUGCAGUCAUUAAAGAGAUGCGUGAGACCCUUGGCUGUGAGAGAAUUGGUGGUGUGGGCUAUUGCUUUGGCGGGAAGUAUGUCUGCCGGUACCUGAAGCCCGGCAAGAUUGAUGUUGGAUUUACGGCUCAUCCGACUAUGGUUGAUGCUGAAGAAUUGCAAGGAAUUGAGGGACCGUUGAGUAUCGCCGCUGCUGUGAGGGAUGCUGUUUUUACGACCGCUAAGCGACAUCAGAGCGAAGAUGUCUUGGAUCAGUUGGAUGUGCCUUAUCAGAUCAAUCUGCUCUCGGACGUGGAGCAUGGCUUUGCUGUUCGGUGUGAUUUGGCGAAGCCGCGGCAGAAGUUUGCCAAAGAACAGGUGUUUGCCCAGGCUGUUGCGUGGUUUAAUCAGUAUCUUGUUGUGUAA
This is a messenger RNA of Penicillium nucicola, 738 nucleotides long. RefSeq lists its product as uncharacterized. Bases 1 to 738 code for a protein of 245 amino acids. The record is from RefSeq and is a predicted model, not a curated record. The transcript has 3 exons. Gene Ontology annotation, molecular function: hydrolase activity. NCBI's taxonomy places the organism in Eukaryota, Fungi, Ascomycota, Eurotiomycetes, Eurotiales, Aspergillaceae.